CUGUGCGCAAACACACAUACACACACACAAACGCACGCACGCACGCACGCACACACACACACACACACACACACACACACACACACGCACACACACACACAGAGCAGUGAUGGGAUAAGAAACGACGCAGUCAUGAACUUGCAGUGCAGCGAGGACUGUGCGGAGGUGGACAGCCAGCCAAGUGCAUAUGUUUUCAACAGCAGACUUGCAAAAUGUGAACAUGCAAGGAUCAAGGCCCAUAAUUGAAAACCUUUGUACAUGAAAGUUCUACACUUGACAAGGACACAAUGACUUACAAUGACUCAAUUAAAGAGGAUUAAAGCUAAAUAGCUGUAAAGAGCACUGCCCAUAGUACUUCCAUAACCAGCAAGAACAACACCAGAAAGCCAAUGGGCAAAUACUGUAAAACCCUAUAAUGGAUCAGAAGAAAGUUACUACAUUGUAAGGAGUGACUGACCCUCUGCCUUACUGGCCAAGAUGAGUAUUACUAAGCCCAAUGAGGGUUUCCUUUUCAGGGGGGGAAAUAGAUCCAGCAGGAGGCUCUCUCUUAACAGUGCAGGAGACCACAAUGGGAAUGAUUUAGCAAUUGCCUCCUCCUCUUCCUGUUCUUCUUCCUGUCUGGGAGAGUUGUCUCCUCAGUGUCUGCGGAGUCUGAGCAGCCUGAGUUGGGACAGGACUGACAGCCCCCUUGAUUAUGACAUGUUUGAGGUAACCCUGAUGGCGACAGAGAUGACCAGAACAGACAAAAUGACAGAUCUUGUAAUUUCAAAAUGGGUGCCAGAGAAGGAAGAUACACCAGAUGACAAUGAUGAUGUCCCUGUGGGAAAGAUACAAACAGCAACAGAGCUAUCAGAAUCCAACGACAACUCUGAGUCUGUUUACCUGGACGCAAACAGCUGUGUAUACUGCCAAGACACCUGGGACGACAAUGACAACCUGACUCUGGCCCUUUCCCAGGUGACAAACAGCAGUAGCCGUUAUAAUACUGAUGAACUCAGCACUGGAAGCAGUAAUGGGCGAAGGCAUGGCUCCUCAGCUUCUGACUCAGAUGUAACAGAAAUCCCUGCUGAUGAUGAUGAUGAUGUAGAGGAGGCUUUGUUUCUGUCUGUGAGCUCUGACAUGAGUGUGAGAAAAAGAAGCAUGACCCUCACAAGCUUAACUAGUCAACUCAGCAACAGCUUGAUAAACCCGGGUUGCUCCGCUGCAACAACAGAGGGGUUUCUGGCUGUGAGUGGAGCUGAUGAUGAGAGCUCAGAGCUGGUGGUAGAAGGGUUUGGAGUUCCCUGUCCCCUUGGUCUACUUGUGGGAAGCCAGACAGAGCCCCCUGCUUCUGAUGACCUUUGUAAAACCACUCAGAUAUUUUCUUUAUCUUGCGCUUUUAUCAAUCUAGAUAAGGAGCCUUAUGAGGUCAUAUCUCCUCCACUUGAGGAAGUUGAAAGAUGUGCAGUUAACCCACCUACCACCAGUUGGCCAGCCAGAGCAGCAAAAAGAAAACCAACCACUGCUGUUUCAACUUCUCCAAAGACAGCUGUGUUCACAACCACCAGACCUCCCAUUGUGGAAAAAAAAAGGUUUUCCAAACUGCAUCUAAAAGAUGUUGAGGCUAAAGUUGGAUCACGGUCCCCCCUGUCUUCACCUAAAACACCAAACCAGCAGAACAAAGAUUUGCCAGCUAAUGGAAAGAGAGUAACUGGGAAGGAGGAAGCACAGACUGGGGAUAGGGGUAAAAAGCAAAGGUCAUCUGCAAAUCCAGUCAAAGUGGCUGUGGUAAGAAAAUCCAUUAGAGUAAAGUGUCAACUCAAAAUCAACCACCGCUCGGCUCAGUCAGAGAGGAAGAGUUUGGUCGUCAGUCAAACUCUCUCUACUUUCACCAGCUCUCUGGGUUCUGAGUUGGUUAAGGAAAGACCCCUGGAUACAAUCAGGAAAGCUGUCCAGGAAGUGCCCGAUAAACAUGAAACAACUGGAGGUUUGGAGACUAAACAUCCAAGUGAAGAUGCUCAUGGAGGUAUUGAAAAAGCUUUAAAGACGGAGGCUGCUGUGGAAAAAACAAGAAAUCCUAGCAGGAAAGUCUCCUCCAAGCUGGGGCCCAGUGCCAGGCAGCGGGGGAGAGGCACCAGAGUGGAUAAGAGGCCCUUAGGACCAGCCCCACCCCCAGGGUCAGUGACAGGGACUGGACCUCCAGUACAUGGGAGCCCCAGGCCCAAGCAAACCCAGAGUGAUGGCUCCACAUUGGGAGAGGGUGAACAGAGCGCUGUGGGUGGAUCUUCAACAAGGCCAAGCCAAAGUCAGAGCCAGGGCAUCCUCAAACCUCACACCAACGCAGAGCGAGCAUCCGUGUUGGCUGCUCCAGAUCCUGCAACGUCCAACUCCAAACCAACAGCUAAUCAGCAGCCAGUGUUGGGGGCGGUCAAACGAGCUGCCACACCUGCCACAUCCAAACUUCCUGUGAAAGGAUUACCCACAAGCCUCAGUUCCUCAGCACUAGGAUCUGAGAUCAGUGCAGCCAUAAGCAAAGGAGCUUCAGCACCAACAGGGACCAAGCCAGAUGAGCAGCCCAGCAAAAGCACACUUCCUGUGGGCAACCAGUGCACGGCAAAGCCCCUGAUCUCCAGAACUGCAGCUACCACCAGUACCAAUACUUCCAGUGAUGUAGUUCCCAGUGGCGUCACUGCCGCUCCAAAGCCUCCUGCACUGAGGAGCAGAGCUCUCUCACUGCAGGCCAGGACCACUGCUACAGGUCUGAAGACCCCGACAGUCACUAACAACAACACAGCCAAGACAUCAGCUGCCAAUCAAGUAGCAGCAAAGACAGUUCCUGCUGCCAAUCAUGGCCUGACAAAGCAGGUAUCCCAGUAUCCCUUGCAAAGAAGCAGCUCAGCAAGACUCAGUCGACUGAAUAGCGCAGUGGACAAAAACAAGCCUCGGGAGGCGCCAGCAAGACCAACAAACAGCAGCUCACAGGUAGCAGCCCCCGGAGGAGGAAACAGCCAGAAAAAGCACCAACCUCCACCUGACCUGGUACCUCAGGUGGUGAGUGCUAAUGCAGCAGUGACAGCAGUUGUCCCAGUGCCAGAAACAGAGACAACCAACACUGGGUCAGGCACCACUGGAGCCUCUGGUCUUGCGUUUAAAGCAAAAACCGGGUCAAGAUCCAGCCCCAAAACAGGAUCCCACCUACAGAAUGCUUCUAAGGCUGGUGCAACCGGGACUGUUGUGGCAGACCGGAUGGUUACUGUUAAACAGAACCAGAACAAAGAGCAGGCAGAGAAGAAGAACCAGGCUAUCAACCAGCUGAGAAAGAUGCUCAUCCAGGGGAAUAAGAGAGUGGAGGCUUUGGCUACAGUCAUCCAACAUCUCUUCACUGAGCGCGAGGAGGCUUUGAAGCAGAAGAAAGGGUUGUCGCUGGAACUGUCAAACCUCCGAGAGGAGUUGGUUUUAUCAUCACAGUGCUGUGAAAGACUGCAGAAGGAGAAGGAGGAAGUGCGCAUCAGCUUGGAGGAGGCAUUGAACAGGCAGGAGGAGCAUCACAACGAGGAGCUAGUGCAGCUGGAGGACAGAUUGAGGAGCUUUUAUCAAACAGAGUGGGACAAAGUCCACCAGACGUACCAGGAGGAGGCUGACAAAUUCCGCUUGUUAAUGGAACAGCAGGUGGAGGAGCUGAGGAGCCAACAGGAAGCAGAGAGAAAGAAUCAGAAAGUGUGUCACAGCCAGAAUAUGGAGUCUCUCAAACUGGAGUAUGAGACCUCCACACAAGAGCUAAAGAGGAUCCAGCAGACAGACCUGGAAAACCUGAAUAAAACUCUGAAGGAGACUGAAACAUCUCUGUCUGAGAAAAUAUCUGAGCUGUCAGCAGAGAAGGCGGCUCUAAAUGAGAAGCUGAAAGCGGAGGAGGAGAGGAGAAAGCAAAUACUCACUGACAAAAAUCUGAAGGACUCCCACACAGUCUACCUGGAGCAGGAGCUAGAGAGUCUUAAGGUGGUGUUGGAGAUCAAGAACAACCAGCUGCACCAUAAGGAGAAGAAGCUCAUGGAAAUGGACAAACUGUUGGAGACUAAUGUGAAACUGCAGGAGUGUCUGACAAAGGUCCAACAGGAGAAUGAGGACUACAAGGCAAGGAUGGACAAACAUGCUGCUCUCUCCAAGCAGCUGUCCAGUGAACAGGCCAUUCUCCAGCAGACGCUGCAGAAAGAAUCCAAAGUCAACAAGCGUCUGUCCAUGGAGAAUGAGGAGCUGCUGUGGAAGCUACACAACGGUGACCUGUUGGCGAGUCCCCGCCGGCUCUCACCCACCUCACCUUUCAACUCACCACAGAACUCUGCCUCCUUCCCAUCAACCGCAGCUGUAUCACCCAGAUAACCCCAACAACAAUGGAUAUUAAUGAUAAACUUGUACAUUUGGAAUAAAUUGCAUUAAAGACGCUUAUUUUGAAAGCGAAAAGACAUUGCAGUGGCACCGAUGCACUUAAGUCUAAGAGUGGGACUGGCCUUGUUCUCUACCAAAUGCCUGGUUCUUCAACAAACACUUCUUCUUUUUCUGAAGAAAACAUAACAGGCACACCUCAGGGUCUGUACAGGCGCCUCACUCUUGUUUUGACUAUUCCUACCUUUUAUUUCUAAAAUGUUGUACAGUUUAAGUUCAGUUUGUCCUGCUCUUUUAUACCACUCUUGCUAAGGGGGUGGAUAACAGAAAACCUUGGAUUUGUAGCAUAUGUAGGAUUGUGAAAACAUACUCAAAGAUGUUUGGGUUUGACAAAUCAUAAAAUGACGGGUACUUCUUGAUGGAUUAGCAUGGAUUCUUUAACUUUUUCCCUUCUUUUAAAAUGGAUGUUUUUUCCCCUUAAUAGCGAAGCUCAAUCACUUCAAUAAAUCUGCUUGGGACCUCUGAAAGAAGUGAAUGAACUUGAUGUCUUACUGUGAACAAACAGGAACAAUUGUUCAGUUUGUUAAUUUGAGGAACUGACCGUUCAUGAACCUUUCAUCCAAAGGAUAUCUGUUCCUCCCUGAAAGCUCCUCACAACCCUCUACCUUAAUCAACUAUGUGGAAUGUAAUCACCCUCGGAUGUUAAGUCUGAGCAGGCAUCUCAGAGCCAAAUAUACAAAAGAAGUGUGUUGGCCAGGACAGUGUUCACCCUGCUCCCCUUUAUUUUUUCCUUUAAAUCUCUCAUUAACAAAAGCAUACGACUCACCCACCUCCUCUAACCUCCUCACCUUGUGCUCAAACAGAAACAUAUCUGUCUUUGAUUUGGGUCACAUAUUAAAGUCCCAGAAAAACUCCCAGACUAUGUAACUGGCCUGUUUGUCCUGAAAAACCUCAAGUGUACUCAAAUUGCCUCAGUUCACCAUGUUUUACUUUGGACACAGAAUAAAUGCAAUAUGACAUUAUAUUAAA
Molecule: messenger RNA, 5388 nt
Organism: Etheostoma cragini (Arkansas darter)
Lineage: Eukaryota; Metazoa; Chordata; Actinopteri; Perciformes; Percidae
Product: microtubule-associated tumor suppressor 1 homolog
Exons: 18
Coding region: 478-4356 (1292 amino acids)
Cellular component (GO): cytoplasm; nucleus
Molecular function (GO): microtubule binding
Source: RefSeq, a predicted model, not a curated record